ACUAAAUACUCCAGGUUGAGUACUUAGGGCGCAUGCGGCAGGCUUCUCUCAGCUCUCGCGAGGUACCGUCUUCCCGGAAGCCCUGGAGGACCUUCCCUGUUAACGGCGUCGCAAUGUGUGGGGACUGUGUGGAGAAGGAAUAUCCCAACCGGGGUAACACCUGCCUGGAGAAUGGCUCUUUCCUGCUGAAUUUUACAGGAUGUGCAGUGUGCAGUAAGCGGGAUUUUAUGCUGAUCACAAACAAAUCUCUGAAAGAGGAAGAUGGAGAAGAAAUAGUUACUUAUGAUCAUCUGUGUAAGAAUUGUCAUCAUGUAGUAGCCAGGCAUGAGUAUACAUUCAGUAUCAUGGAUGAAUUUCAGGAGUAUACCAUGCUGUGUCUGUUAUGUGGCAAAGCUGAAGAUACUAUCAGUGUUCUCCCUGAUGACCCCCGGCAAAUGGCUCUGUUGUUCUAAGGAUUCUUCUGCAGUUCUGUUGUCACUAUGUUGUGUUGGUUUAUAAUACAGCAAGACUGAUGGUGUGUCCUACUUAGUUUAUGAUGGAAAUUAUUUGCAUUUUUCUCUGCUUAAACUUACCUAUUCUUUGGGGAAAAAAAUAGUAAUUUAGGGGGUUACUAUUCUCUAGAGCUGAGCUCUUCUGCUCAAGUUCCCAGUUCACAUCAGAGUGAAACAUCUUUGUUAGCAGUUAUGGGGCUAAAAAAUAAUGAGCAUGAGAGCACACUUAGUGCCCAGAUCUUGGUUCCAAUAAAAAUGGGGCAGUAAAUAUACAAGAUGAGCUUGGAGCAUCUUGUGCCACACACAAAAAGAAAGUGCUCAAAAAAACAAAAAUGAAACACAAUGGUUGGGUAUGUGAAAGGGACAGAAGAGCCCACUGAAGGAAUUCCCAGUGACCAAACCUGGAAUAAUUUGAACAAAAAAUUAAGUAGCAUUGGAUUAUAACCCAAACUUGAAAAUAAAUAUGAGCCCAUACUGAUAGAAAUAAAUGAUUGAAUAAAUAAAUACAUAAAUUGGAGAAGAUAGACAAAUCUCCCGUACAAAAGAAUUUCAAAUAACGUAUGGAGCUAAAGUAUGUAGCUACAUUCUGUGCUCAAAUAACGUAUGUAGCACAAGUGUGGGUUGUGCAUGGCGACUUUCUUCCAGAGUAUAGUAUGAAAAGGGAAGAAAAGUAACUUAACCGUGGAAAAACCUGACAGACACUAGCCAGGUGAUCAGUGAUAAGCCCUGUUGAUGGCCUGUGCCCUUGCUGUGAGGUGGUGAGAAGUGCACUAUACCUGUGCAGUCUUCCUCCCCAAAACCCAUAACCCCAGUCUCAUCAUCAGAAAAACAUCAGACAAAUUCCAAUUGAGGGACACUUAGCAGAAGACCUGACCAGUGUUCCUCACAACUGUGCAGUCAUCAAAGACGAGGAAAUCUGAUGAACUCUCACAGCGCAGCCAAAAAGAGCCCAAGGAGACAUGGCUGCUAAAUGUAAUGUGGUAAAGUGAAUGGGACUUCGCACCAGAAAACGGGCAUGUGGCGAAAAUUAGGAGAAUCUGAAGAAAGUGGGACUUCUGUUAGUACAAAUAAAUAGAAUGUUUUGAAUUGCCCCAAAGGGGUCUUAAAAUAUCUCAUCUUGCAUAAUUGAGAGAACACUAGUUUGGGUGUCGUAAACCCUAGUAUUCAGGCCUCUCUGCCAUUUGGUAGCCAUAUAACCAUUAAGCAAAGCAUGACUCUGCACUUUAUUGUCCCCUUUUUAUAAAAUUGGGCUAAUAAGAAUUGAUAUUAUAUUUCCUUUAAAAUAUUGUCCGAAGAUCCAAAAGCAUAAUGAAUGUAAAAUGCUUUGGAAGGCAUAUAAAGUACUAGAUGCAAUGGGAUGGUUUUAGUUAGCUCUUCUCAUUCUGAGACGAAAUUUUAAAGGGUCAGGCAAUAGAGACAAAAUUGUUUUGUCUUCAGAUCUAAAAGACUUGGGCAUUCUGAACUAAGGCUUUGCUUAUAAGGAAAAAAGUGAGCAAAAUGGUCAUUGUUGAUACCAGGGAAAGCGUUUUUGUAUAACAGCAAUAAUAAUAGCUGAGGUUUGUUGAGUACUUACUACAUGCCAAGGCCUUUUUAAGCACUUAUUUAAUCCUCAUUAACUACUUCAUAAGGUAGAUGUUAUUGUUGUCCCAAUUUUAGAGCCAUAAAACCUAAAGCACAAAGAAAUUAAGUGGCUUACUCAAGGUCACACAGCUAGUACAGCAACUCCCUCUCAACAAUAUUGUUCAGUGCAGUGAGGUAUAAGAGUUCUGGCAAGGAUAGGGAGAGGUUGAGAAUAUAGAUGACUGCACUCUGAGGAAUAUAGGCAUGUCAGACCAAGAUUUAUUAUUUGGAAAAGUUAAAUCAGCUGUUCCUUAGAAAUCAGUUGUUUUAUUCCUGGAAAAUGUUUUCCACUUUCUGCAAAUCUAUAUCUGACCUGCUGAGGAAACCGUUUGGUGAAAUGAAUCCAGAAAGCGGAGAGAAAAUGCUUCAUUACUUUAAAUAGCAGCACUAAGCCCGUUACAGCCUCUGAAUUGUCCCUUCUUGGAAUUUGAAUGCUUCCAACUUAGUCAUUUGGAGCUCAAGAGUACAAUUUUGUAUGUUCCUACUGAUAUCCUCAUCUCUUGCAAAAUGUAUAAUUUUCUAUUUUGGACUAUAUACUACAAAACUUUAAAACAAGAUCCUAUCCAUAUAUUUCAUUAUUUAACCAACAUUGUGCUAUGCUUUGUGAUUCUUUUCCAUCUUCUAGAAUUCUUCUCCGGAUCUAAUAGAAUAAAGACCUUUGAACCCA
Molecule: messenger RNA, 2778 nt
Organism: Rhinolophus ferrumequinum (greater horseshoe bat)
Lineage: Eukaryota; Metazoa; Chordata; Mammalia; Chiroptera; Rhinolophidae
Gene: CHURC1
Product: churchill domain containing 1
Exons: 4
Coding region: 33-452 (139 amino acids)
Biological process (GO): fibroblast growth factor receptor signaling pathway; positive regulation of DNA-templated transcription; multicellular organism development
Molecular function (GO): zinc ion binding
Source: RefSeq, a predicted model, not a curated record